Pieris macdunnoughi is the source of this 1125-nucleotide messenger RNA. The record is from the annotation of a GenBank genome assembly. Lineage: Eukaryota; Metazoa; Arthropoda; Insecta; Lepidoptera; Pieridae.
AUGCCCGUCAAACUUGUUCGUACCGAUGUUGAUACCCUAAAAAAGAUUACACUAACUCCUGGAAGCCAUAUUAUAGGAAGAGGAGAACUUUUAGAAGUGUUUGAUAAGCGGGUGUCCAGAAAGCAUGCAAAGAUUGAAGUGAAAAAUGAUUCUAUUGUUGUUAACGCUCUCCACCACAAUCCUGUAUUCUAUACCAAAAGAGGUUCCAGUAAAUCGGAAGCAUUAGCUUUAAAUUCUAUGGUAGUGUUAUCUAAUGGUGACAAAAUUGGGUUGUUACCCAGAACAUACUGGUUUGAAAUAAUUGUUGUGGAUGAAAAAAAUUCUUCAGAACAAACAAAUAAUAUUGAAGAAAAUAAAAAUGAAGAUGUAACAAAAACAUCGGAAGAAACAUUGAGUCAUCAAACAUUUAUAUCAUCUCAUGAUGACAACAUUCAGCAAGCUGAAAUAUUCCAAGAACCAAAUACUGAGCAAUUAGACAACACACAAGAACAUAACUUGACCGCAUCACCAACAAAACGAAGACGAAGUGCCUCAGAGGAUACUUUAAAUUUUGAUUCAGAAAGUCAAAACAGUGAGUCUGAUCCUAUAAAGAAGAUCAAAUUGGAGCCACCUGACAGCAGUUAUGGAAAUGCUCAGCAGGGGAUAAGUGAUGCUAACAUGGCUUCCAGUUCAAGUGUUCAUCAAGGCAAUCCCUCAAGUGUUAGAGAAAGGUGUUACUAUGGGGCAAGAUGUUACAGACGCAAUCCAGUUCACUUGGUACAAUACAGUCAUCCAAGAGAUUCUGAUUGGGGAACAAGUGAUAGGGGUGUAUGCCCUAAUGGAGCGUACUGCACAAAGAAUGAUCCAAGGCAUUGGGAUACCCAUACCCAUCCGCCAGGGACCACACGGCUACCGCAGCUACAUGGUAAAACUAAGACCAAAAAGAAAAAAAAACAGGUAGAAGAUACAACCGAUGAAUCUGAUCAAGAUUUGACUGGAUUAAAUAUAAGAGCUCGUCGGAGAAACAGAGGAAGUAGUGUAUCUGAUCCAUAUGGAUCAGAUUUUGAUCUUGAUUGUUCAGGCUCAGAGCCAGACCCCUAUGGGUCAGAUGAAUCAGAUGAAUGGCAUCCACUAGAUGGUAAAUAA